AAAGACGAAAGGAAAUUAGACAUGCUUCCAAAAAUCAAAAAUUAUCACCUGAUCUAUUGACAGCAUAUUUGAUGACAAAUGAUGAGUAUGGUAAGCCAUUGACAGAUGACAUUAUUGUUGGAAGUUAUCUGGAAGCGGUGAGUAGCGGAAUUCAGAUGCCGGCGAAUUAUAUGUGCUUUAUAGUUUAUUAUUUGGAUCACUAUUCCCACUUUAAACAACGAGUUUUUCAGGAAUUAGAUGAGGUUUUCAACUAA
Cetraspora pellucida is the source of this 254-nucleotide messenger RNA. Lineage: Eukaryota; Fungi; Glomeromycota; Glomeromycetes; Diversisporales; Gigasporaceae. The record is from the annotation of a GenBank genome assembly.